CGUCGACCUUGAUCUCAAGUUAAGCAAUAUAAAAGAAGGUGUCGCUCUGGUUGCUCGAUCGCAGGAUAACUGUUCUCCACACCACCUGGACAAACACUUUGAUAUUAUUUUUUUUGAACGUCGACAUCACACCGUUACACACAUAUCUCGGUCUGCUCGUUCAUUAACCCAAUUCAACCAUCCACCUUAUCCAACCUAAUCAUGUCCUCCCUGACCUACACCAACCCUCCCGGCGCCUCCCAAAACUUCUCAGACGAAAGUCACUUCUCCAUGGCCGUCACCCUGCCCAACGGUAUCAUAAAGUGUUCGGGCCAAGGCGGCUGGGACCCCACCACCGGCGCCCUCGACGCCAACAACAGCGACGAGCAAAUAGCCAUUGCAAUGAAGAACGUGGACCUAGUGUUGAAAGCCGCGGGACUACGUGGCUGGGAAGAUGUGUACCAUUUGAGGAGCUACCACACUGAUAUCCGGUCAAGUUAGGAUCCGCUAGUCAAGGCGCUCAAGGAGAGGAUCCCGGGACAUCGGCCAUGUUGGACGGCGGUUGCGGUGCCGCAUUUGGCGUUUCCGCAGAUGCUGAUCGAGUUGGAGGUUGAGACUAUCAAGCAGGGAUAGAUAGGCUAUCUUGCGCGUGUCUUUUCUUUCGCAAUGUGUGUAUCUGUAGUGUAUGCGGACUAGCUGC
This is a messenger RNA of Alternaria alternata, 679 nucleotides long. RefSeq lists its product as hypothetical. Lineage: Eukaryota; Fungi; Ascomycota; Dothideomycetes; Pleosporales; Pleosporaceae. Bases 202 to 480 code for a protein of 92 amino acids. The transcript is spliced from 2 exons. The record is from RefSeq and is a predicted model, not a curated record.